This is a messenger RNA of Eriocheir sinensis (Chinese mitten crab), 2904 nucleotides long. RefSeq names its product ubiquitin-conjugating enzyme E2 W-like. The coding region runs from base 712 to 1302 and encodes 196 amino acids. NCBI's taxonomy places the organism in Eukaryota, Metazoa, Arthropoda, Malacostraca, Decapoda, Varunidae. The record is from RefSeq and is a predicted model, not a curated record. The transcript is spliced from 6 exons.
GGAGGGAAGGGGGAAAGGGUCGGAGGCUGCAUCUGGCUAACACCUCGCCUACAGUCCCCUCAUUAUAUCACAGCCAGAACUCCUCUUUUUUGGGGUCCACUAUACGCCUGGAUAUCGGGUGCCAGGAGAUGAGCCACAUGCCAGAUCUCGCUGUGAGGGCAUCCGAGAACCUUGACCUUUCCCCUUGCCUCAGGUCACGGGCUGUGGUCACCUGGGCAUGCUCAGGUGCUCUUAAUUGUUUCCGGAGCGAUCUUGACAGUCCGUGCUGACAACUGAGUCUCGCGCGUGAUCAAUAAACAAAAGCCAGGCAGGGGGUGGGGUUAGCGCAGUUCCCAUGUUCUUCAGGGAGGCUGACGUCGCGCUCCCCAGCCAAUCACCGCCCUCUCCUAGCAGUCCCGGGAAUCGAUACUCGCCGCUGAUUGGUGGAGGCGCGAACUGGCGUGUGUGGUGAUGCUGGGCGCGGGUGGAGGCCAUGUGGAUGUGGGCGGCGGGUGGCUGGAUCGCUGGUCAGUGUUUCUUGUGGACCGAGUGGAGGAGAACGUGUCCCGCCCCUGCUGGUUCUCGCACCUGCUGAGUCCUGAGUCCUGCCCGUCCGCUGCUGGUCCGUGCCCCCCUCCCUCUGCCCCCCCCCUGGUGUGGACCCGUAAAAAGUCUGUCCCGUGGUGCCGUCCGUCUGUCCACUAGUCCGCCUGUCCCCAUAAGUCCGUCACCAUGCCCAUGUUCACCAAGUUGGCACACAAGACAUCCACGGCGGCGAAGUCCGGUGGGCAGAGCGCCGCGAAGACCGCCGCCGCCGCCGCCGCCAAGAGCAAUGUCACGGGCGCCGCCGGGAAGCACUUUUUGGACAACACGCGAUGGCAGAAGCGACUACAGAAGGAGCUCAUGUCACUCCUGAAGGAACCUCCGCCCGGCGUGACUGUUGACGUGGACCAGGCGCACACCAAGCUCACAGAGUGGGUGGUGCACAUGGAAGGCGCCUCAGGAACGCUCUACGAGGGCGAAAAGUUCCAACUCCAGUUCAAAUUCUCACCCAAGUACCCCUUCGACUCCCCCGAGGUGAUCUUCGUGGGUGAGAACAUCCCUAUCCACCCCCACAUCUACUCCAACGGACACAUCUGCCUCAGCAUACUGACGGAGGACUGGUCCCCCGCCCUGUCGGUGCAAACCAUCUGCCUUUCCAUCAUCUCCAUGCUCUCGUCCUGCAAAGAAAAGAAGCGGCCUCCAGACAACAGCUACUAUGUCAAGACCUGUAGUGCCAACCCCAAGAAGACCAAAUGGUGGUAUCACGAUGACACAGUAUGAUAUGAUCUCGAAGGCUUCCCCUGACCUCACCCGCUGCUCACCCGGCCCUCGGGGUGCUGCCGCCCCAGCCACGUGGUGACUCGCAAUAAUCUUAGAGAGUGUGGACUAUCGGUGCUGAAUGUAUAAGUGUUUUGAUAAGGACUCAUUCCUUGUAUGGUGUCUGCAUUUCUCUGGAAGUGGUCUUCUUACCAGAAAGUCAUAGAUAUACUACUCGAAAUUCUGAGUCAUUCCCUGAUGACAAUACAAGGACCCACAGGCCUUACACAGUUUGUAUCUUCGCGUCACAUAACUGAUUAGAACGUAGACGUCCUUCAGACCAUCCUAGAUGUUCAAGUCCUGGCCGAGGGACUCCCAUCAGCCUGGAGCCUCUGCAGGACCUUGGCGGCCACAGCUGCCCUGGGCGCUGCCUCUCCCCGGGGCACCAGGCCCGGCCGGUGCUGCAGGCAGCGGCGGCGGCGGCGACGCGGCAGGCUGCUGCAGCCCCACACACCAACACAUGCUGCGACAUCCAAUUGGAAUUCCUCCUGUAUGGGUAUUAUCAGUAUGCAGUAUUCUAUAUUUGUAAAAGAAAGGUCCAUUGUGAUUCCAUGAAGCAGAUAUACUAUAUAGAAAGUUACUUAAAAUGUAAUGUUGCUGUUGAGGGAAGUUAAAGGAAAUAUUGGAGUACAUAGGCUAUACAUUUCUUCUUCAUUGUCCAUUGUUCAUAUUUUCACCUUUGAUUCCAAAGACUUUCUUUCUCUGUGGUGCUGCUCCUCCUGCCUCUCCGUGUCCUCCUUUGGUCUGAUGUUCUGUCUCUCCUGUUGGCCCUUCCUCCUGCUUCCUCCUCACUCACACUUCCUUUGCUCAACCUCUCAAGCUUCUGUCCUCAUCACUGCACUUGCUGAUCAUCCUCAUGUUUUGUUGUGUGUGAAAACAUGUAUUUAAGAUACUUUGUGAUAACUUACACUACACUGGAUGGCUGCCUUGUAUUCACCUGCACCAUAUUGGUGCACAUAUUGUGUUACUAUAUCUAGCAUUGGCAUAGCUUACCCUCAUGAAGAGAUCUGUUCCUCCUUCACUCAACCAAUACUCUAAGGUUUUAGUUCUGUGUUUCCUUCGCGUAGGUUUUGUUUGAUGUUCAGACUGGUCCAAUAUGAUUAAUUUCCAGUUCCUAGAUUUCUGUUUGUGUGGUUCAGGAAAUUCUGGCUUCCUAGGCAAAUCAUGACAGUGAUGUGCAUAAUUUUUGGAUGAUUUGUUUUUUUGCUUUACUUUGCUUGCUGGUGCAAAGAGGAUGGUUUAGGAACACAGUUUGAGUUGCUCCACCACUGGCUUGUGCAUCUUACGGCAUAAUCUUGCGACCUGGGUUAGUGCAUACCACACCAUUGUUCAUGACUGGUGUUAAGAAUUAUAUCAUUCCUCUCCCACACAUUACAAUAUAGACACUGGGGGUGGAUGGCAUCCCCCUCAGUGACUCAAAAUCAAAUAACCAUAGACUGUACAUACCUUACCUUACCUUACCAUACAUACCUUACAAACCUUACCUUACCUUACCUUACCUUCAUACCUUACAAACCUUACCUUACCUUCAUACCUUACAAACCUUACCUUACCUUACCUUACAAA